GUUUCCCGAAGAAAGUUUUUCUCUCAAUGUUCAGUAGAGUAUCAAGGCACCUCUUUGGUGCAUAUGCAGCCCUCCCUUUUCUAGUGAUCCUAUCCUUCCACCAUAGUUGCAGUGCUAGAAUGAAGACCAGCAAUUACUGCGCUCCUUCUUCUUGUGGCUAUAUCCAUAAUAUUAGCUAUCCUUUUCGAUUAAAGACCGAUCCCGAAGGCUAUGGCAACAAAAAUUAUGAACUUGCUUGUGAAAACAACGUACGUCCAACUUUACUCUUGGACAAAGUAAAGUAUUAUGUCCAGGCAAUCAAUUACAGUAACUUCACAAUUCGACUUGUGGACGCUGCUGUUCAGAAGGAUGAUUGCUUCUCCAUCCCUCAUCGUUCUAUUAAAGAAUAUCCAUUGCUCCGCUCUGCGGACGACAAUUAUUAUUAUGAGAUAAAGUGGCCAGACAGUUCUGUGUUAACUUUUUUAUGCUGCAAAAAUCCAAUAUCGAAUCCUCCAGAUUAUAUUAUAGAUACCUCUUCUUGCAAAAAUGGUAGUGGUACUGCAUAUAAUUCUUCUUCGUCUAGCAGUAUUUCUUCUCCCAGCUGUGUCGAUAUGGAAGGUUAUUCCUAUGUCAUGGUUGAUGGGCAGAUCCAGGAUAUACCUGACUUGUGCAGUAUAAAUUUGAUUUAUUCUGUGCCAAAAAAUAUGACAAAUAUGUCGUAUACAGAUGUCCAUGAUAUUUUGGUAUAUGGGUUCGAGCUUUCAUGGUUCUCUUUCUGCUGUAAUUAUAGCACAGAGAACCGCUGCAACCUUGAUGACGCCACCGUGAAGAACAACUAUUGCUUUAACGAUUACACAGAACCAUGCCCCGUAUGGUCGCUGGGAGACCUUUCUUUUGAAGGUUAUUGUUAUGACCGGAUGACCACCCCUUUAAUUUUUCUACGCUUUCUCAUAUUCUUUCCCACUGUGACACUUGCCCUUAUCGUGAUAUAUCAUGUGCUACUGUUCCCAUGUGGACUUCCAUGUCUCCUAACUUUACUGAUUUAUAAAUGGCGAAGACGACAUUUAUCCAUGUAUGAAGACAUUGAAAAAUUCUUGCAAAGUCGUGAUAAUGAUCUCAUGCCGAUAAGGUACACUUACUCAGAAAUUAAGAAGAUAACCAACGGAUUUAAAGACAAGUUGGGUGAAGGAGGCUCUGGCUCAGUGUAUAAGGGAAAGCUUCGUAGUGGUCGUUUUGCAGCAGUUAAAAUAUUGGACAAGUUAAAAGAUAAUGAACAAGAUUUUAUGAACGAAGUUGCCACAAUUGGAAGAAUUCACCAUGUCAAUGUUGUGCAACUUAUAGGUUUCACUGUUGAGGGAUCGAAACGUGCUCUUAUAUAUGAGUUCAUGCCUAAUGGGUCUCUUGAAAAGUACAUUUUUUAUAGGGAAGGUAGCAUCGCACUAAGCAAUGAGAAAAUGUAUGAGAUUUCUCUUGGGGUGGCUCGUGGCAUUGAAUAUCUACAUAAAGGUUGUGAUAUGCAAAUCUUACAUUUUGAUAUCAAGCCUCACAACAUUCUUCUUAAUGAUAAGUUUGUUCCGAAAGUUUCAGAUUUUGGACUAGCCAAAUUUUACCCAACAAAUAAUAACAUUGUGUCCCUCAGUGCUGCCAGAGGAACAAUAGGAUACAUGGCUCCCGAACUAUUUUAUAAGAAUAUUGGACGUGUCUCUGACAAAGCUGAUGUCUAUAGUUACGGGAUGUUAUUAAUGGAAAUGGUAGGAAGAAGAAAGAACUUGAAUGCAUUCGCAAGUCAUUCAAGCCAAAUUUACUUCCCUUCAUGGAUUUAUGACCAAGUUAGUGAAGGAAAGGACAUAGAAGUACAAGAAGAUGCCAUGGAACAUGAAGAAAGAACAAUGAAAAAGAUGAUUAUUGUGGCAUUGUGGUGCAUACAGUUGAAGCCUGUUGAUCGUCCCUCAAUGCAUAAAGUUGUAAAGAUGCUUGAAUCGGAUGUUGAAUCCCUACGAAUGCCUCCUAAACCUUUUCUCACCCCACAUCGGACGCUAGAAGAAGAUGAUAGAGCUAAUAAUGAAAAGUUAUCAGAUCCAUCAAAUGAUUGUAAUCACUCUUCAUAUCAGUUUGGUCAUUAAUGAUGAGAUGAUAAAGAUAAUUUAGCUUAGUGGUUAUUAAUUUUGAUAAUGUAUUAACUAUUUAAGCUUUAAAUUUACUUA
Molecule: messenger RNA, 2183 nt
Organism: Populus trichocarpa (black cottonwood)
Lineage: Eukaryota; Viridiplantae; Streptophyta; Magnoliopsida; Malpighiales; Salicaceae
Product: LEAF RUST 10 DISEASE-RESISTANCE LOCUS RECEPTOR-LIKE PROTEIN KINASE-like 2.2
Exons: 4
Coding region: 27-2102 (691 amino acids)
Biological process (GO): protein phosphorylation
Molecular function (GO): protein kinase activity; ATP binding; polysaccharide binding
Source: RefSeq, a predicted model, not a curated record